Pocillopora meandrina is the source of this 8613-nucleotide messenger RNA. Lineage: Eukaryota; Metazoa; Cnidaria; Anthozoa; Scleractinia; Pocilloporidae. The record is from the annotation of a GenBank genome assembly.
GCUUCGUUUUACAAACUGAACCGGCGCCUGAAACAAGCUAAGGUCUCCUCUACCUUUGCCUCGUAGCUGAAUUUCUGUCGUCGGUUCAAACCCACGCGAUUUUUUGAAACGAAUAUUUGUGUCAAAGUGCGGAUGUCACAAUAUUUGUUUUUCAAAAUGAAUAACACGUAGUUUUGUUUGCACAUAUGAAUCUUCACGACAGCUCUACACGCAACUCAAAGAACACUCAUCACCAGAGGCUCUGAAACAAUCACACAGUGUUACUUCCAAUUUCAGGCCUGUUUUCAAUAUUCCAGGAUCACAAUCGCCAGAUUACUUAACAAGGUAUGUUUCCAGCGAAGGGUAAAUUAGGUUAUUUAUUCUAUAGCCGGUUUUACAUUCUCGUAAGCAGAAAAUUUUCUUUUAGAAGAUUUUAGCUUGAACAGGUUUAAUGAGUCUGUUUUUGUGAAUAAUAGCAAAAUUUUGGCUCCCAAAGUAUUAGCUUCGUUUGUCAUCCCUUUAAAGAUUACCUGAUCUUAAUUCGCUGCCCUUCAAAGUACGUGCAAGAAUUAAUUUAUAACUAUUGGCAACCUAAAUUUAAAAAUUUUUCGGUCGUGGUUGAUUGUUUACCUAAUUGUAUCUAAUUACGCAGCACAUUCUAGUUUCUUUACUGCACGCGACAGAGAGAAAAAUUCCUUCCCGAAACAAUUUUAUCAUGACAUGUUUUUCAAUUGCUUAAUAUGUUAAACUGAAAUGGAAUGAACAGAAGUUAUUCGCAUCCUAAACAAAUCUUCGCCUUUCUUCGAAAUCCUCGUCGUAGAAUUAGCUUAUAGAACAGGUUGUCAGGUCAAAGAUGACAACAAUAACACCACGCUUACAAGAGUUACAGGAUUUGUUUUUCAGAAAGGACCUAACGAUCAGAUCUAGGUCUUUCCUGCGUUUGCAAGUUAACUAGGCGGGUAUAAAAUUAGUUGUUCUCGAGCAAAGCACGAUGCAGCUAUUGUUUACAAAAGAAACCCUGUGCAAUUAUUUGCAGAAAUAUUGCACAACCACAAGUAUUCGAAGACCAAGGUCAUGUUUCAUUUUCAAACGCAAGAUUCCUUGGCCGAAAAAAGGCCUCCUCUUGCCAUCUAAGCGAUUGUUUUAAGAAAUUUUUAAUUAAGAUUGAUAAAAGGGAACACGAGCGGCUCCAGUUGUGACAUGAUCAUCGUGCAAAAUAAGAGUCAUGGCCUCGUCAUGGGCCUCGUCAUGUGCCUCGCCAGGGACCACACCGGUACUGGCAUCAACAAAUUUUUUUUAGAACCACGGGUGAUAAGUGACGGUGUGGUCCCCGGCGAGCCACAGUUUGCAAAGGAGGCAGGGUUACCAAGCUGGUUUUCAACGGUUGUGUGACGUGUGAAAGUGAAUGUGGGCUGUUAGCGACGUCUAAACUGGAAACUUUUGAAGCAAACUGCGGCUUAGCGUCGGCUUCACGAAGAAGACUGAGUAUGUGGUGAAUUGAAAUGAAACUACAGUAUAUGUGCUUGGAUUAUGCGUUCGAUAUGUGGCCGCCCGGUCAUGUUGAGCUUGGAAUAUUUUGCUUCUUGGAUCAGGCGUUCGGAAAUGGAGUGUGCAGCCCUGGCCUUCUCUUAAGUAGUAAACCUAAAAAGAGAUAACUCACUAAAAUGGGUUCUUUUCAACAUCGUAUACGGUCAGAUAACAAGCUCUGCACUGUGGAAGUAAGGUGAGGUAUUUUAUUGAGAAUUUUACUGUAUUUUUUUAUUCCUGAGAGCGGUUGUAAAUAUUCCCAUACAAACUCUUAUAAUUUCGCAAUGACUCAUAUUUUGCAAGAUGAUCAUUUCACAGUUGGAGCUUAGGCCGCCUGUGGGGGGAAAGGAAAAAGCAGGUAUUACGUCUUUAAAUACCACGUUAGGCAAAAGUCCGUUUUUAAAUAAGAUUUUCAUUUGAAAUUGUCACUAAGGCAAAUACAUUGUGCUCGACUGAGCAUUUCCCUCCUCCUGGCCUUUGAACUGUCGAAAAAAAGGAUUUUUUUUAAACACAAAAAUUGUUAGACAAACACACGCAAAGGUGACUAGUUGACGCUCGUCUCUUGUCUCAGGCUGUAUACAGGAAAUCAAAUAAGCUAAUAUUAACCUCUAUUGAUUGCCCGCUUGGAGAAAUGACUAUCAGACGUCUCUUACUAGGGAGUCUAACGGAGAUGAGAGACAGAGCUCGAGAUUAAGGCUACUAGAAGGACGCCAUCGUUGACAAUAAACCCAGUGUUAAUAUCGAGUUACGGUAUUGUUUAAACAAGACUUGAAGGAAAAUGAAAGCGAAAGUGACGAAAUGAGUACUCAUCGACAACUCGUGACUGCCAAGAGGAUCCAUUGACCUUAAAGUACCUCCUGUAAUAGACCUUUUUAUAGUUCCCUGCGCCGUAUUGAAAAUGCAACCGCGCGCACGUGAGAACGAGGCUGGGGUUGACUCGCGUUAAAUCUCUGUGAGCGCUUUUGGUGAAAUUCGUACGUGGGCAGUAAAAUUGUUCGAUUUUUAAGGAAAAUGGAUUUUUCUCCCAAAAAGAUAGGAAAGCAGUGUGCCGCUUUUGGUUGUUCAAAUACAUUUUAUGGCCCCAAUGGUUUGCCAACGAGCUUUCACUUCUUCAAGUUUAUGCACGGAGGCAUGUAUUUUUGCUAAGUAUUUAUCGUUCUAUACUUAUCUUAUUCUCUGUGAAUUAUGGAUGAGGGUAACUAUUGUUGCAAAAUAAGUACACAUUUUCUAGUAGGUACUUGAAUUGUUUUAAGUUCAGUAGAGUUUUUCUUAUUCCGGCAGCAAGUCAAGAAGUUCAGUGCUGCUCACCUAUUUACUGCAUGGCUUGCCUAAAACACUCCUAGCAGAGAAACUCUUGGAAAGUAAUUUCUUUUAAUAAAAUAACCAAGACACUGUAUCUUCAGAGUUUUCACUUAUUAUGGCAGACCCAGAAAACUGACUCAAAUUUGGUAGCAAUUGUGACAAAAUCAGUUUUCAGUGGUUGUUGUUUUUGUUUUUUAUGAUAGCAUAGUAAUCCACUAUGGAUGCCACAUGGAACUCUCAAAAAAUAUUUUGUGUGCUUUAUGUAUCAAUCAAUUUGAUGCUUCAAAUUGAAAAAAAAAAGUGAGUUUCACUAACUAAAAGAGUUCUCGACACAAAGAUGAACUAUGACACUAAAUUUUAUUAUUCACAAAAUUGUCCUCAUAAUAAAAAGUUUGAUAGAAGUCUCGCAAAAAAUAAUUUCUCAUACAUUUCAAUGGUCUGAAAGAUUCUCUUUCAAACAAAUCUUAUGGUAACUACAACAAGAUAAAAUAAAUAUCUUGAUUUGGAUAUAUUUCUCAAUCUUUUAAGUAUCGUCUUUACAUCUCAAAAUUAUAUCAUAACAUUGGUUAGCACAAUGUAGUAAGAACUAGUAUAGCAAACCUUUGUGUCAGAAGGCCUUUGAGUGCUAAGAAUGGGAAUAUCAAUUUAUUGAAUGUUUAUCACUGACAGAAACUUAAAUGUGUAAAGGACUAGCAUUGUUGAGAUCGGUGGCUGAGAGGAAGCAUUUCUGUUCUCUUCCUUUAACCCUUAAAUACCCAAGAUCUGAUUGUCAAUUCUCCCUUCUAGUUGCUACACAUUUACUUGUAAAUAAGUUAUGAGAAUUUGAUGUAAGUUCAAGAUAACUUUUGCCUGAUAAGUUUCAGUAUUAACAUUAUCUGUUUGCUGGAUAGUGUUUGGAGAAGUUACAUGAAUCAGUCACUUCUAUGAGUUUUUAAAUUGUCUAAUAUUUUGGUCUGAUUCUUUCAAUGGUGUCUUGCCACCUAAUAAAUUACCAUGAGUCAUGAACUGAAAUGGUUUUCAAUGUAUCACAAGUAUAAGUUGUCCUGGGCCAGGUGGGUAUGAAAAUAUUUUGACAUCUGUUAGUUACAGUUUUCCUCAUGGGUUGAUAGAAACAAGGGUUAUAAUCAAGUGGUUCUACAGGCUCCACUGUAUAGUUUCCCAUAAGAUAAAAUGUACAAAUCUACUGCUCACAGCAGCUGUACAAAAUUAUUUUCAAUAUAAUUGGAGGUUAUUAUAAAAUACCAUGCCACAUUUUUUUAUGAGUCGUGAAGAGGAAUUUAGCAUAACAUCGUACAACUGUGGCAAGACAGGAACUACAAUUAUAGUUAAUCUACAAUAUCGUAAGGGUUUCCUUGUAUUGAUUUCGGAAAAAUUAAUGGAAAUAUUAUAUUGUUUUAAGUCAUUUUAUGCAAAUUAUAAAAAGGGCAGGUUGAUUACUUCUUACUCCUUCUUGGUGGUCUUAUCUUAAAGUUUGAGUUUGGUCACGUUCUUUUUGGGAGUUUAAUCACGUUCUCCUAGUGAGUUUAAUCCCGUUUUCGUCGUUGUGAUCGUGAGGUUGACAUGGAACUCGUGAUAAGCCAUGUUCUUAAUUAAGUUAAUUUGUUAGUCCAGGAAGAAUAAAUCUCCCUGGUAAUAGGUCGCGUUCGACACCUUCUUGUCCCCAGAGGUAAUUUAAGGUGUAAACAGGUGAUACCCCUCAUGUUUCGCAACUUAAAGCAACUUGGGGGCGGUACUUGUGAGCGCCUUUCUUCUUUAACUCUUGUGACCAAGAUGUUGUUAUGUAACAAUCUUAAAAGGUGAUUUUCUCUUCAGAUACCCUUACAGGUAUAAACAAUACUCUGACACAAGAUUACUUGUAAUUUUUAUAUUAUCGAUCUCGUUUCGGUUCUGACCGAUCUCAAGUCCCCGUUGUAUUAAUUUGUGAAGAAAGAGAAUAAAGAAGAAUUAACCUAUCAAACGACGUGUGCUAGUAUCAUAGAUUGAAUUUUUCGUAUUUUGUCUCCCUCGUGUGACAUAAUGAAGUAACUUUUAGUCAAUAUUUGCAAUUUUUAAUGUUUUCGAAAUUAGGUCGCGGGGUGAUCUCCCUUAGGAAGUCAUGACGUUUCGCUUUCGUUUUCCAUCCUUGAUGAGAGAAGCUGCAGCUGAGUUCGCUGCUACCUUCAUCUUACUGGUGAGUGUUGCAUGAAGCAAAUAUAGUGAAAGAUCUUACCAUUUCAACUAUAUCUGUUAUUUCAAUAAAGCUGGCGUUCUGAAAAGGAGGGUAAAGUUUUCCCUCUACUUAGCCACUCACAAAAUUUUUAUACUGUUGGUAGUCUUGAUUGAUCACUGCUUUUGGAAAUAAACAGAAUUCUAUUCUACAGACUUUUGGAAUUGGAUCAGUGGCGCAGAUGGUUCUCAGUAAGGGGAAGUUUGGAACUUUCUUCUCUGUCAACUUUGGUUGGGGAAUUGGCGUAACGCUUGGCUGCUACUGGGCCGGUGGGAUUUCAGGUGUGCCAUAUGGGUUUACCUUUUUAGUAGGUAUCAGUGACUAAGAAGGACUUGGCGCACUCAGACUAUAUCAUGGCGAUUGUGCAAAACAGGUUUCCAGCCAGUCUUCUUUGGAAGACAAGGUCUUUUACAAGGACUCCCUGGCUCUUUACUCCUACACCUGUCUUUCACCAACACGAAAACCCAAACCAUUUUAUUCGUACCUACUUUUAAUUUCUUUCUAAUUUCGUCAUUUUACACCCCUUGUCAAUCUUCGAAAACCCUAGCCAUCAUCGUUCGUUUUAGUACCUCUGACCUUCCGAGCUUAUCCGACCAAGCAAAGAAUUAUUCCAAGGUUUAUUCAAUUUAGAGACGAUCACACAUUUGCUAGGCUCUCUUGCCCGUGUUGAACCACGUUUCCAAAGGCAUGAUUAAUUAACGUGUAAUGAUCGUUUGCAGGAGCUCACAUGAACCCCGCGGUCACAUUGGCCUUUGCCGUCGUCGGGAGACUUCCAUGGAAGAAGGUUCCCGUAUAUUGGAUGGCACAGAUGUUGGGAGCUUUCGUCGCUUCGGCUUGUGUUUAUGGAGUUUAUUAUGGUGGGUUACUUGCAAGGACCACUAAUAGUACUCAUUAUGAUUAUUUCAAAUAGCUUUAGAUCAUAUUUAAAGCGUUUUCGUGGUUCUCAUGAACUUUAAAUACAAAAUAUUUGACUCACAGAAUAGUCAAUCAUCUUGAUCCGUCGUUUUCCCUAAUUCGGGUGAAAAGUUUUUCAUUUCACAUUUUUUUUUGUCUAUUGUAUUAAAGAAUCAUAAAACCAGGAGUCAUAGACUUGACCUAAGGCAUAACUAAGUGUCUUCUUAAAUCAUAGUUUGUUUGUUUGUUUGUUUUUGUUUGCCGGGUCGGCUAUUUGUCCACAUGACUAUUUCUACGGCUGACCAUUUGUGACUUCAUAGAUGCAUUGAAUGCGUUUGACGGAGGAGUACGACAGAUAUUGGGUGAUAGUGGAACUGCAGGGAUCUGGGCAACCUAUCCCCAGUCUUUCUUGUCUACAUGGAAUGGACUAGGAGACCAGGUAAAUUCCAUAUCUUACGUUAACCCUUUAACCUCUGAACAUGAUCGACAUCUAAUUUCUCCCAAAAAUUCCCGUCUCAUUCGCGUUACGUCACUUAAUUGAAACUAUACUAAAAAAAAGUCCACUAAUCAAGGCGUGAAAUUGCGCCUAAUACAGGCGCCAGUGCGACUAAAUUUUUCACUUUGGCGACCAAAUCCGAAAAGUAGUCGCCAAAUUGGUGACUAGAAUGCUUCAUCAUAAUUAUACCUAGAGAUAUAGUGAAUUAAAAAGAUUUGCAAAGAGAAAUCCGCGGCAAACUUCCUCGUUAAGUUUGUUUAAUUUUCAAAACGCAGCACAUGCAUCUUGAUCGAUAAUUAGACGCCAUCUUGGAUUUAGGUGAGCUUGAAGGUUGUAUAUCACCCAUCCUAGUGUCAACUGUGUAGAACUUUGUAGAACUUAAUUUUGGAGGGUCUAUCUAGAAUGCUGACAGCGUUAAAAAAAAAAAAAAAAGGUUUUGUUUGUCUUUAAAAAAUGGCGACCAACCUUUUUUUUGUAUUGGCUGCCACUUUGAAAAAUUUAGGAGCCAAGUGGCUAUCAGAAAAAAAAUAAUAAUUUCACACCCUGCUAAUACUAUUACCUAUUCUUCAUUCAACUUUGUUAGGUGUUUGCCACAGCCCUGUUGGUCGGGUGCGUCUUCGCCAUCGUCGAUAAGAACAAUAAUGCUCCCGACCAAGGCGUGGCACCAGUCAUGAUAGGUCUGCUCGUAUUUGUGAUCGGCGCCACUUUCGGGUUCAAUUGUGGUUACGCUAUCAAUCCUGCGAGGGAUCUGGGACCAAGGUUAUUUACAGCAGUGGCUGGAUGGGGCAGUGGAGUAUUCACGUGAGUAUCACGUUUAUGUUCAAAUUCCAUCAUCGGAGAUUCAAGGGAAGAAAUUCGGAGCCGCGUUGAGCGGUUUUAAAUGUAUACCACACGAUCUCUAGGGAUGUCCUCACUCUUACAUGUGCCUUUUAUUUUUUUUCGGGACAACUUUCCCAAUUAAUUCAGUAACAUUGAUAUUAUUAGUUGUUUAUUUUAGCUUUAAAAUGUUAUAGAAAACACUUUCCCAGGUUAAGGGUAAUCUUCGAAGUUUUUUGUUCUCGUUUCUUUCUUUUCUUUUCUCUGCUCUUGUGUGUUAUUGCUCAUAGUAGUAGUUACUUCCAUGAACAUGAAAAUUGAUUUAAAUAGCGAGACGAUGACCUCGAUAUUAGAGUCUCAUCAUUACUGAUUCCUUGAAUAAAUAAUAAAAAAUUUUAUUGCAGUGCGGCUAACAAUUGGUCGUGGGUUCCAGUCGUGGGAUGCAUGUUGGGCGGAGUCCUGGGUGCCCUGGUAUACAUUGUUCUUAUCGAAAUACACCACGUUCCAGGAGAUGAUGGGGAGACUGGUUACGAACUUCAGUCAGUCUUUUCAACUAAUCCCGAGUUUACAAGGUCUAGGACUCAAGAAAAUGGUCUGGGUAUGGGAAACAUGGCCUUUACUGAGGAUGGUAUGCGUCAACUUACUUGCCAGGGACCUACGAUGAGUGUGGUUGAAAAGACAUCUCAGCUGUAACUAUUUGAUGAGUUGUUGCUGUGUAUUUAACUCGAAAAAAAUUCGAAAAAAAAAAAAAUUAUUUUGGCUUUUGUAAUUGUGUAUUCUUAUUCUGCAUCUUGGCUUUGCAUUGGAUUAAUGAAGUUGAUAGAGCCGCUGCAUGCAAAGAGUACAUUCCAGUGAUUUUUAAAAUGAAAUCAUGGCACUCGAUGUUCCGACUUAGUCACGCUUCAGUGAAUUUUUAAUUAUGACAUAUAUCAUGCUUUUAAAAGACGUUUAUAACUAAUUAAUUAGAAUUUGCUAGAAAUAAAAGAAGUGCCUCGCAAUUUUUUGAAGAAAAAAAAUUCACCUUAACAAAUCGUUGCGAUAUACUGCUUUUUUUAAUAAAUCUUCCAGCGCUGCAUUGUUUGAUCUGUUGUUUAUCGAAUGAAAACGUCACAGGAAAAAAAAAGAGAAGCCUUUCCUCCUUACGCUGUGUAUGCGAAAAUAUUUGCAAAAGACUUUAACCAGAUUUCCAUUUCUUUAGGUUUAGAAUUGGGCUCGUAGCCUUUUUACUUUUUUCGCCAUUUUUCCCUACUAUAGUUUGGGUUCGGACCUGUGGACUUGACAGGAAUGUUUGAAGAGAAGAAAGCCCUAUGAAAAGGGAGCUUUGUUUUACACUGUAACUUUACAAAAACGACUUUUGACGAUGAAAAUGUAAUAUACCCAAGUUUACUUCGAU